Messenger RNA from Westerdykella ornata, 1760 nucleotides. RefSeq lists its product as uncharacterized. NCBI's taxonomy places the organism in Eukaryota, Fungi, Ascomycota, Dothideomycetes, Pleosporales, Sporormiaceae. The transcript has 2 exons. The record is from RefSeq and is a predicted model, not a curated record. Gene Ontology annotation, cellular component: catalytic step 2 spliceosome. Bases 159 to 1760 code for a protein of 533 amino acids.
CAAUCCACUCCACUCCACGCUUCCAUGUUCACUUUACUUUCCCGCAGCCGCUCUACCAUAGCAGUAGCCUAUCCAUUCCGGCUUCAUAACCUCAGCGUCGUCAUCUGCGGCCCCGCCGCCCGCUUCACCCCUCUCCAACACCCACCACCACCACCAUCAUGCCCUCCACCUCGCCCCCAUCCAGCACCUCCCAAGCCGUCACCAAGCGCCCUGCCUCCUCCCUAGCCCUCAUGCCUCCACCGCCCGCCCCCAAGCGCAUCAAACGCCCCACGACCGUCCUCGACGAAGACACCUACACGUCGGCCAUCUCGCACAUCAUCCGGCGCGACUUCUUCCCGGGGCUCGCGGAAACGGAUGCCCAGCACGAGUAUCUGGAUGCGCUGGAGAGUCGAAACAAUGAGUGGAUCCGGGAGGCCGGGGAGAGGUUGGUGGGCGUUAUGACGCCUGCGCAUUCCGGGGGAGUGGGGAUGAGGAGGAAGGUAGCUGGGACGUCGCGGUUUAGGACGCCGGCGGGAGUGAGAGUAGGAGGGGGAGGGGGAGAUACACCUAGUGUAUGGGGCGCCGACACUCCUGUGUCUAUCCCUGGCACCGCGGCGGGCGAUGAUAAUGAAGACGACGAGAGCAACAACACAAAACCCCACGUCGACCUCAACCUCAGCCUAAACGCCUUCCAAGCCAAAUACACCUCGGAAGACCAAGAAUCUUUCUCCCGCAUCAUCGACCGCCAAAACGCCAAAAAGUUCGCCGCAAACGAGUGGCUGCGUACGGGCAACCGGUACGCCUCCAAGCAACGCCUCGCGCAGCAAAAAGUCCUCCAAGCAGCAGCAGAACGACAACAUUCGGAAUCGUCCACAUCGAUGGAAGUGGCUGUUCGACCGAGCCAGGAUCUAGACAAGCGGCCCGCAGCGCCGACGACGCACAAACACACGCCCUUCAACGCCCUCAUGUUCCCGCCCGAAAGCAUCGAGGCGUGGGCACCGACGCGCGCUCAACGCGCGGAGGAGGCGUCGCUCGCGCCGCCGAAGGCAGUGCUGCAUCAUAAUACGCGGCUUCCGCCCGAAGUCACUGAUCCCCCGUCGCCGCUGCCGACAGCGAGGCCGUCGAGUCCCACGUUCUCGGCGGCUAGGGAUGCGAUUCGCGGACGUCCGCGGUUGAGCGCUAGUGAGGUGGGAUAUGAGGGGAGUGAGACGCCGAGGGUGAAUGGGUAUGCGUUUGUGGAAGCGAGGGCGCCUAGUCCUAGUCCUGAGGAAGCAGGGCCAGCGCCGACGGAUUUGUUGGAGAGGUUGGGGGUUAGUGGGAAGGGCGCAGCGGAAGGGGGCAGGACGUUUGCUUUCAAGGAGGUGGAUAGAAGGGAGAAGCUGCAUCUGAAGAUGGUGGAGAAGAUAAAUGCUAAGGGGAGGCGGGAUACAGGUAGCGCGGGAGUCUCUGGUCUUGGGGGAGGUGGGAUGGGCGGAGCGAUGACGCCUCGCUUUUUAUCCGCGCCGACGCCCGGUGGUGCGAAGGUUUUGGGUUCGGGUGCGGGUACGCCUGCUGUUGGGGUUGGAGGGAGGAAGAAUUUGGGGAAUUUGACGCCCGCGGCGCAGAGACUGUUGGAGCGGGUUGGCGGGAGGACGCCGAGGAGAUAUAUGAUGGACCUUAUUUUUCAAAACUCUCAUUAUGAAUCACGCUGGGAAGAUAGUCGUGGUGGAGAACUGGGUAUGCCGUGUGUUCCCUCUAAUGCGGGAUUUCUACCCAGUUGUAGUAGGGAUUGUAUUAUGUAA